This is a messenger RNA of Arachis duranensis, 624 nucleotides long. RefSeq lists its product as uncharacterized. NCBI's taxonomy places the organism in Eukaryota, Viridiplantae, Streptophyta, Magnoliopsida, Fabales, Fabaceae. The transcript has a single exon. Bases 1 to 624 code for a protein of 207 amino acids. The record is from RefSeq and is a predicted model, not a curated record.
AUGGAAAUUGAAGCAAGGGCAGCACCAAUGGUGGCAAAGAAGCUCUUGAACAUUCUAAGAAUAGUUAUGGUCAUGUUAAGAAAAGGUAUAUCAAAGAGCAAACUCAUUUCCGAGUUCAAUCUCUUGCUCAAGCGCGGAAAGAUAGCAGCCAGCAACGCAAUCUCCACCACUCUCACUCUCCACCAUCACUACGCCGCCGCCUUCACUCGCCGCCGUUCCUCCUUCCGCAACAACAAAAACCUCUCCUUCUACCCUCGCGAAUACCAAUUCAGCUGCACUAGUAGCCCUGCCUUUAAUUACCACAGCCGUCGCCACCAUCGCUGCCACCACCACGAAGACGUUUCAACCCUAUGUAAGGUUCUUGAGAUGCUAAAAGAUAACAACAACAAUAGCAACUGUGAGAUGGUGAUGGAUUCGCCAUUGAUGCCAUUGCCAGGGUUUGGAAAAAGCCCUAAGCAGUUGAGGAUCACUGAUUCCCCUUUUCCUCUCAAAGACGAAGAAGAUUUUGAUGAUGACGAUGGUGGCAAAAUUGAUAUUAAAGCUGAAGAGUUUAUUAAAAGGUUUUAUAAGAAUCUUCACUCACAACACACAAAUUCUCCUUAUUAUUACUCUUGGGACCGAUAA